Molecule: messenger RNA, 2715 nt
Organism: Haemorhous mexicanus (house finch)
Lineage: Eukaryota; Metazoa; Chordata; Aves; Passeriformes; Fringillidae
Gene: TMEM222
Product: transmembrane protein 222
Exons: 6
Coding region: 39-587 (182 amino acids)
Source: RefSeq, a predicted model, not a curated record
GCCCGCCGGAAGUGACGCGCUGCGGGCGCGCCCCGGGCAUGGCGGCGGCGGAGCCCGGGAUGAAGCAGUUCAAUGGCGGCGGCGGCGCCGCGCCGGACGCGGAGCGCGGCCGCUUCCCGCACUGCGUGGUGUGGACCCCGAUCCCCGUUCUGACGUGGCUGUUCCCCAUCAUUGGCCACAUGGGCAUCUGCACCUCGGCCGGCGUCAUCCGCGACUUCGCGGGGCCCUACUUCGUGUCCGAAGACAACAUGGCAUUUGGGAAACCUGUGAAGUACUGGAAACUGGAUCCCAGCAAAGUCUGUGCCACUGGUCCCAACGCCUGGGACACGGCCGUGCACGACGCCUCCGAGGAGUACAAGCACCGCAUGCACAACCUUUGCUGUGACAACUGCCAUUCCCACGUGGCUCUGGCCUUAAACUUGAUGAGAUACGAUAACAGCACCUCCUGGAACAUGGUGAAACUGUGCUUCUUCACACUCCUCUAUGGGAAAUACGUCAGCAUAGGGGGGUUUGUGAAGACCUGGCUGCCCUUUGUCCUCUUCCUUGGGGUGAUUGUGACCGUGGUUCUCACCCUGCACCUGCGGUGAUGGCAGCCCUGGCCCCCAGUGCCUGAGCACACAGAGGAAGAAACUGUGACUGAUCCAGCAGGAUGGAGGCGUGGGACUCUGGGAGCCUUUUCCAGGAAGGUGGCAGCCCCACUCCAUCGUGACAGCUCAUCUUUGUCUCCUGGAGCUGGCUUCUUUUCCUCCUGUUUCUGUUCUGUCGACGGUGUCUCCCAGUGUCAGGGGUCUGGAAGCUUCUGCCCUCUCCCUUUCUGCAGCUGGGGAGGUGGGAAUGGGAUCAGGAAGGGAGAGGGGUGGGCACCUCUGCUUUCAGUGCCAAGAAAAGCCUCAAGGCAACCUCUGCCUCCUGCAGUGGCACAAGCAGAUCCACCUUGGGAGGGUCUCUCUGAUCACCUGCUUUCCUCCUCCUCACCAGAUGCUUCCUCAGAUUCCCUGGGUCUCCAGUUAGGAGUUGCUGUUUUCCCUGUGGCACAUCUCUCCAGCAGCACACAUUCCAGAGGGGAGGUGUGGGCUCUUCCUGGGAGGGUGGGGUGCCCCAGCACUCAGGGAUGGCCCCAGCAGUGGCAGGAGGUGUUGGGGUGGGGCACUCCUGAGGGACGCUCGUGGCCGGGCCAGCUCCCCUGGUCCUGCUGGUGAGCCUGGAAAGGCAGGAAAGCUGAAGGGCUGGCUGGGGAGCAGCUCGUGGCAGGGUGCACCCUUCAGGAGCCUGCUGCAGCCUGGGGAGGCAGCCCUUGGUCCCUUUCAGCUUGUGCCAGAGAAAAUAUCACUUCCCUGCUUCUCCUUGGGCUCUCUGUUGCUAAAUCUGGCGCUGCAAUCCUCACAAGGCACUCGCUUCCCUUUGAUCCCUGUGCUCCCAGCAGGCAGCAGCUGGGGCAGAGAGCCUGAGCCUGGGGCUGGGGAGCCUCUGUGGGAGCAGCACCUGAGCCUGGAGCUGGAGAGGGGAGGUGGAGGCUCUGGAAAUUGCCCAUCUGGCUGGGCUUUGCAGCAGCAAACUGGGGCAGUGAUGAGGAAUGGUUUAGGGAGCUUUGGGGAGCCCACCUGGGCACAGGUGCUGUGCAGGCAUUGGUGUGAGGAGCACAGCUCAGGUAGGAUGGGCCAUGGGGGGGUUGUCCCUGGGUGCCAGGGCACGAAGGGAGUUUGGAUGUGACCUGGGACCCCUUCUGCAGCUGGGUCUGCUCUGCAGGUGCUGAUUUUGGAGGGCUCUGAGCCAGGGGAGUUUUAAACCCCAGCCUGGCUGAAGGGUCGAGUGCAGCUGGGCAGGUCCCUGCUGACUGCAGAGGGGGAGGAGAGCUUUUCCCCCCACACCUUUACUCCAGUACCUGACAGGUUCUGAGGAAUCCAUUUCAAGGAGUGCUUGUGGCCAGCAGGAAAGCUUUUCUGGGGUCCCUGCCAUCUCUCUGACUGCAGAGCCCACUCUCUGUCAGCCUGCUGGUUUUCAGACCCCUCCCCAUGUGCCUCUGCCACUUCCCCGGCUCCUCCAGCCAUGUGGGAGGGUUGGACCCUCCUCUUGAGCUCGUGUCUGUGCUUUCCCCUUUUCCCCAGUCACUUUUAAACCUCGUGGUCAUUAUGGUCCCUCUGUCCCCCCACCGUGGCCUUCCCCCUCAGCUGGAGCAGCGGCGGCUGCUCUCUGCAGUCCUUCCCUUCCCGUGUGCAGAGCCUGGAUGGAGGCUGCUGGGGCGCCGACAUCCUGCUCGGAGCCUGGAGGAAAGGUCGGAGCGUUCCGGGCUCUGGUCUCCGCCCGGGAGCCGCUGCCCAGCGUGCCCAGGGCGAGGCAGCCGGCUGGGAGAGGGGAGUGCUGAUUUCAGAGCGAUUCCUUGGAGUGCCGGCCCCGGGGCUGGACCCACCCUCAGCAAUAACCUCGAGCCCCUCCCGACCAUGUUUUAUCCACGAGCUCUGCAAGAAUUGCCAAAGCUGAGACUUGGGGGUGUCGGGGGGCCCCUGGACUUCCAAAACCCCACUGUGAAAUUCCCUCUCGUUUGCUCCUGAUGCUUUUUACCAGAGCGGAGUUUGGAAUGGCGAGGGCGAGCCCCCAUCCCUCAUCCUUUGUUCCCUUCAUCUCUGCGGGGCGCUGGAUUUCCUUGUAAAUAUUUAAACUCUGCUUCUGUGGUUUCAUAAUCCCGACGGCAGGGAAAUAAACUGAUUUCUGUGGGUA